Dovyalis caffra is the source of this 1146-nucleotide messenger RNA. NCBI's taxonomy places the organism in Eukaryota, Viridiplantae, Streptophyta, Magnoliopsida, Malpighiales, Salicaceae. The record is from the annotation of a GenBank genome assembly.
AUGUGUGGCGGUGCUAUCAUCUCAGACUUCAUCGCUCCGAACACCACUGCUCGAUCUUCUCGGCGGUUGACGCCGGAUUUUGAGUGGCUUGAUCUGAAGAAACCCUUCAACAACAAGAAGUACUCGAAGCCAGUUGUUGUUGAUCUUGACGAUGAUUUCGAGGCUGAUUUUCAAGAGUUUAAGGAUGAGUCUGAUGUCGAUGAGGAUUAUGAUGUCUUUGUUGAUGUCAAGCCAUUUGCUUUCUCUGCUACUGCUGCUGCCCCUACUAAAAAACGUUCCACAGCUGUUAAAUCUACUGAAUUCAGUGGGCAAGCUGAAAAAUCAGCAAAGAGGAAGAGAAAGAACCAGUAUAGAGGAAUUCGGCAGCGCCCAUGGGGAAAAUGGGCUGCCGAGAUUCGUGACCCCAGGAAAGGGGUACGUGUCUGGUUGGGAACAUUCAACACUGCAGAAGAAGCUGCAAGAGCAUAUGAUGCUGAGGCACGUAGAAUUCGUGGCAAGAAAGCUAAGGUGAACUUUCCUGAUGAAGCUCCACGUGCUUCACCAAAGCAUCUAGUUAAGGAAAACUCACAGAAGCCACUUUCAAAGGCAAAUUCAAGCCAGAAUUUCAGUUACUCAAGCAACCCAGAAUCGGAUUAUAAUAAUAUGGGCUUUGUGGAAGAGAAACCAAUAGUUAAUCAAUUUGGAUUAAUGAAUUCUUUCCCUGCCAAUGGAGAUUCUGGGAUGAAGACCUUUACUCCAUCUGACAAUGCUCCUGUGUAUUUCAAUUCCGACCAGGGGAGCAACUCGUUUGAUUGUGACUUUGGGUGGGGAGAACAAGCCCCAAGGACUCCUGAAAUCUCGUCUGUUCUUGCAGCUACUCCAGAAGUUGAUGAAUCUCUCCUAGUGGAUGAUAAUCCUACGAAGAAGUUGAAAUCAUACUCUGAGAGUGCAGUGCCUGUCGAAGAGGAGAACGGAAAAUCUCUGUCGGAAGAGUUGCUUGCUUUUGACAGUCAGUUGAAAUACCUUCAGAUGCCAGAUCUUGAGGGUAGUAGCUGGGAGGCUUCUCUUGAUAGCUUCCUUAAUGGAGACACAACUCAGGAUGGCACAAAUGCAAUGGACUUAUGGAGCUUCGAUGACCUUUCCCCUAUGGUUGGGGGAGUUUAUUGA